GUCCUGUUAUUUUGUUUCUGCAAACUCAAAGCUGCAGCAUCAGCAGGAAUCUGCCAAACUGACCAAACUCAUAAAGACUACGGAGAGAACUACAGCUGAAAAAUGAGUGCCUCUAAAAGUCAAAGAAAUUUUGAGUCCAAGCUGAAGGAUCUGCAGUGCCACUUCACCUGGGCUCUCGACCCCGAGAAGUCCCGACUUCUACGUUUAAAGGACAAGCUUGAGGACAUCGGCACCGAGAAGGGAAAUCGAUGGCUGGGCCACAUUUACAACCUGCGGGGGUUUAUUGAGCAUAAGCUGGGGUUAAAUGAAGAGGCUAAGAGUUUGUUUCAGAAGGCUACGGAGGCACUCAAUGAGCUGAGAAAGGCAGAUGAGGGUCCUUGGUUAGUGGUGAACUACGGGAACCUGGCCUGGCUGCACCACCACCUGGGAGAUCAAGCGGAGAGUCAGGCUUACUUGUCAAAGGUUGAUGCCCUGAUGGAAAAAUACCCAUCUCCAUCCCAGGGCGAGCUCCAUCCAGAGAUCUGCGCUGAAAGGGCCUGGACGCUGAUCAAAUUUGGUAAAAAGGUACAGCCGCAAGCUGCAGAUCUCUUCAAGAAAGCCAUCAGGAUGCAGCCGGACAGGGUGGAGUGGAACGCCAGCUAUGUCUUAGGUUUAGCGCGUGCCAGUAAGCACAGCGAAAGCGGGGUAGACGCUAGCUCCCUGAAGAAAAUGGAACGCGCAAAGAAUCAGAAUCCAAAUAACUUGUACCUCGCUGCUGUCUACCUUACACAACUUGCCAAGAAAGGACAAAAAGUUGAGGAUGAAGCACAGAAGUUGGCAAGUCAGAUCUUGAGAAAUCCCGUCAGUAGCUACAGCGGUAUAAAGCCAUUACUGAGACUUUACACAAAGUACAUAUCUGUAGAUGAGGCCAUUGAUUUGGCAGAGGAUGCUCUGAAAAAACAUCCAGAUGAGCGUUAUCUUAAGAGGUGUGUUGCGCUCUGCUACAAGUGGAAGAUCUUGUUUUUCAGAGAGAGUCGCCCAAGGCCAGGCAUGACAGAGAGGGCAAUCAGUCUCCAUAGAGAGGUUAUUUCUCUUUACCCUAACUCUUCAUUCGUCAAGAAAAUUGAUCUUGCAAGUGUGUACGCAAAGUCAGACAAGGCUAAAUCCGAGGCGAUAUUCCAGAAACUGCUCCGAAGGGAUUUGGAGCCUGCAGACAAACAGGUGCUUUACAACCGAUUUGCAAAGCACUUAUACUGUGAUAAACAGGAUCACCAAGGGGCAAUGCAGUUCCACAUGAGGGCUGCUUCGAUAACAGUCGAGUCCUUCUUCCGUGACGACAGCAUCGAAGCUCUGAGGAGAACAAAAGACACAACAAAGUGGAACCGAAGGAGCAAAGAAAUAGAAGAGUUUCUGGCUAAGCUGAAACUGUAGUGUCCUCCAGAAAAAUGGAGGUAGUGUAUCACCUACAAAAAGAUCAGGAGCACUUGCAAAGAUUUUUUUUGUUACGUUUACAAAUCGAGCAAUGUUUGACAAAUUCAUACCGACAUGUAACAUGACUCCCUGCUGGCUGUGUUGUUGUUGGCGCCGUGUAAACAUGGACGGGACAGCCUUGAAUGUCAUUUAAGACUUUUUAGAUCACGGUCAUUCCGUGUCAAUUAACAUGAAAUGUGAAGCUACGAGCUAACUAAAGAGCGCUAACAUUAGCAUGCUAACACAACGAUGAAGGACAGGUGAUUGCAGUUUGAGUAAAGGACAGUUUUGUCUGCCGCUUAUGCUUAAUGGUGUUUAAUUACGGUGCGAUCCAUUUUAUAACUCAGUCGUGGGAAUGCGAGUGGAGGGGGGUUGAAGGUGUGUUGCUGGAGGAGAGCGGAGGCUUCAGUAUGGAGGAGGUGUGGUCUAACAGCAGUUUGUUUUGGUUUCACGCUGGAGCUCAAGGGCGACAUCUAUUGGAUCAAAAAGUCACACAUCUUUCUUUCUUAACGUUAUGUCCUCAGAAUGAAACGCUGGUUAGCAUGUUAGCAGUUAGCUACAGGCGCUCAGUAGUUUUUGUAUCGAUCCAUUGGGACACUUUUUUCUGACCUCCUCCGUCUGAAUGUUUCACAAAAGACGAUUCCCGGAUGUGAAAGUGAAACAUGUAAAUAAAUUAUUAACAUGAUGUAUCCUUAAAACCAGUGUUUAUGUAUUUUUAAAUAUUCAAGAAUAAGCUACUUUGAUUUGAUUAAACUUUAAACAAAUUCAUGUUAAAUUUUAAACAUAUCCACGUAAAUCUGCACUGUGAGUUUGUUUUAUGCAUUUCCAUGAGUUGAUAGAGUUUUGACCCAAAUGGAUUUCAUGUGGUUUGUGUUCCUGAUUGUUUUUCCGUCGUCUAAUUCUUGACUUUGCUGAUAAAAAAGCUCUCUGAAUUUCCUCUGAAGUGAUGAACAUUUGCUUUAUAGAUAACCCUGCGUUGCUUGGUUUUGCAAAAAGAAGUGAAUUUGAUGAAUAUUAUUUUUGGAUGAAGGUGAUUGUGUUCAUGCUGUGAUCAAAUAAACAUGUUCACUAAUAAAACUUUGAAUGUU
Molecule: messenger RNA, 2537 nt
Organism: Labrus bergylta (ballan wrasse)
Lineage: Eukaryota; Metazoa; Chordata; Actinopteri; Labriformes; Labridae
Source: RefSeq, a predicted model, not a curated record